AUGACGAACGACCUUAAAAACUUCCGUAAACUUUCCAAUGACGAGCUGGCAAGGCUGCACGAAGGUUCAGGUAAAGAGCUCAAUUUACCCUUCAGCAUGUCAGAUGAAACCAUCGUUGCAUGUCGCAGAAUCAUUAUAGGAAGCUUCAACGAAUUCGCAUUUGAUUCAAACCAGUUAUUUUCCUUCAAGCUGUAUUAUAUACCUAUCGUCACUUAUAGCAACUUGACAAAACCAAAACUUCCCUUAAUACCUCCUCUUCCUUCAAAUAUCCUGGCCUUAUUUCACCUUCCAUUCCUCUUCUUUCUAAAAACUCAAAACUCUGAAAGCACUUGCUACGAAACCCAACACAAAAUUGCCCACGCCUCGGUAUGCGGCGAUACUUGGAUAUUCCAAAGACAUACCAAAGGCUUGUACAAAAAUGAGUUAUCAUACGUAUGUGCACGUGAAAACCUGCUUGAGGAGUCGUUGAGUCUUGUCGCAUCACAGCUUAAUUUGACGGUAAACCCGAAAACAUCGAACUCAGAGUACAACACCAGUGGUAUCGCUACUUUGCGUAGUCGCAGCCCGGAAAAAAUUUCAUCUCCUUUGAACAAAGAUGGAAAUAUCAAAUGGAACCACCCUCAAUCCGUGGGCGAAAAGAUUGUUAUGAACUUGUUUUCCAACCUUGGAUUGGGCAAGCCUGAGGCUGUACGGAGACUACGCUUUGUACUGCUAUAA
This is a messenger RNA of Schizosaccharomyces cryophilus OY26, 717 nucleotides long. RefSeq lists its product as uncharacterized. The coding region runs from base 1 to 717 and encodes 238 amino acids. The record is from RefSeq and is a predicted model, not a curated record. The transcript has 4 exons. Lineage: Eukaryota; Fungi; Ascomycota; Schizosaccharomycetes; Schizosaccharomycetales; Schizosaccharomycetaceae.